AUGGCCGAGCCAACACAAGUCGCCUUUGGAGACGGGAACCACGGGGUUCAAGUGGGGUUGAACACCGGAUCAAUCACGAACGAGUUCCACUUGCCACUCGAGAUACCACCGGAACCUUACCUCACGAUCCCUUUCCGCCGCGACGCCGACUAUGUUGACCGCGAGGCGCUUCUCGAUCAAAUACACCAUGCCUCCUCGAAGCCAGCUUCCCGCGCUGCGCUUGUAGGGCUAGGUGGGGUAGGCAAGUCCCAGCUGGCCAUCGAGUACGCCUAUCGAAAGAACGACGAAGUAGCGAAGACAAGCCAUCCUACAUGGGUGUUUUGGAUCCAUGCCGAGUCGCGAGCGCGUGUCGAAGAUGGGUUUCGAUACAUCGCCGAUACCGUCAAGAUCUCAGGGCGAAAGCAGCUAGACGCGGACGUUCCCCAGCUUUGGCUUCGUAGUGUGGCUAAUGGGCCGUGGUUCCUGAUUCUGGAUAACGCAGAUAAUGCCAGCGUACUCUUCGAUGUCGACCGCAGCCCUACCGACCUCACCGAUGCGACUGAAGCGAAGGAUAGUAGGCGACGAGCUCUGUGGAUAUAUCUGCUACAAAGUUCCCACGGGGCGAUCCUGAUAACAACGAGAAACAAGAAAGUCGCUCAGAAGUUGACGGAUGACUACAAGAACAUUAUCGGGGUCUACCUAAUGGAUGAAGAGCAUGCACUCAUAUUGCUUGAGAGAAAAGCCGCGCUGGUGGAAGCCCUUGAGUAUAUGCCUUUGGCUAUUACGCCGCGAACUUCGAUGGGCGAGUACUUGAAGGAAUUCCGGAAGAGUAAGCGACGGAAGCUCAGUCUCUUGAACCGGGAUGAGGGCGACCUACGGCGAGACCGGGACGCAUCGAACUCGGUCAUUGGAAUCCCAGAAUCAUUAUUACGGCCGCGGGAUCAUACCAGCACUUCCGAAGACUCCACGGGGCGGACUUUCGAGGACGAUAUAUUGAUCCUCCGGAACUACAGCCUGAUCUCGAUGGAUGAGACUGGGGCGGUCUAUGAGAUGCACAGUCUGGUACAGCUAGCGACGAGAAGAUGGCUUAGUGCCGAAGAAAGAACGGAACCAUUCAAGGAACAGUUCAUGAAUCGCAUAGCGUACGUGUUUCCGACAGGAGAUUAUAGCAAUUGGACGCUGUUUGCUCAUGUUGAAGGAGCGAUUAAUCACCGACCCAAAAGUGGGAAGCCGCUGGAGGAGUGGGCGCAGAUCUUGUACAAUAGCAGUUGGUACGCCCGAAGCCAGGGCAAGUACAGCUUGGCGGAGACAAUGGCGAAGAAGUCGAGGGAUGCUAGGAUGGAGGCCCUGGGAAGAGAUCACGAGCUGACAUGGGACAGCGUAUCAAUCAUGGGUCAAGUCUAUCACGAUCAAGGGAAGUAUAGAGAGGCCGAGAGGACCUUGGUGGACGUAUUGUUAAUUCGCAAGCAGAAACUUAGAGUGGAGCAUCCCCACACGCUGAUUAGCAUGAGCAACCUAGCGUCGACAUACCGGAAGCAAGGACGUUGGGAUGAAGCUGAGACGCUGCAGGUAGAAAUGAUGGAAAUCAGCCAGCAGAAACUUGGACUAGAUCACCCUUCCACGUUGACCAGCUUGGCCAACCUGGCGACGACGUUCUGGAAUUAA
Messenger RNA from Microdochium trichocladiopsis, 1644 nucleotides. RefSeq names its product P-loop containing nucleoside triphosphate hydrolase protein. NCBI's taxonomy places the organism in Eukaryota, Fungi, Ascomycota, Sordariomycetes, Xylariales, Microdochiaceae. Gene Ontology annotation, molecular function: protein binding. The transcript has 8 exons. The record is from RefSeq and is a predicted model, not a curated record. The coding region runs from base 1 to 1644 and encodes 547 amino acids.